UCAUUCAAGUUUAUAAGCUAACCUUUGGUAGCUUUAGAGCUCGAUCUCCACUCAUCCCGAAAAUGGCUUGGAUUUGGAUGAUUAUUAUCAUGUUUGCUCUUGUGCUUCUCUUUUGGGCAUGGAUGGAGAGGAACAAAAGCAAGAAACUACCACCUGGUCCCAAAGGGUUUCCCAUUAUGGGUUCCCUUCAUUUGUUGGGAAAGCUUCCCCACAGAGAUCUUCAUCGUUUGUCUCAAACAUACGGACCCAUCAUGCACAUGAAACUAGGCCUUGUUAACACCAUUGUGGUGUCUUCCCCUGAAGCCGCCGAGCUGUUUUUGAAAACCCAUGACGUUGUUUUUGCAAGUCGUGCACCUAAUGAGGUUUUCAAGCACGUAUCUUUUAGCCAAAAGACCAUUGCAUUUGCUAAAUAUGGUCCUUAUUGGCGCAACAUGCGCAAAAUGUGCAUACUCGAGUUGCUUAGCAACCACAAAGCCAAUUAUCUCCAAUCAAUGAGAAGGCAAGAGCUCGGGUUCACGAUCCACCAACUUCGUGACGCUGCAAACAGUGGCAUGGUUGUAAAUAUUAGUUCCAAAAUCUAUUCCCUCACUGCAAACAUGGCAUGUCUUAUGAUCUUAGGGAGAAGAUUUGAAGAUAAAGAACUUGAUGAGAUGGGGUUUAAGUGGAUGAUUCAAGAGAUCUUCCAUUUAGCUGGAGCUUUUAACUUGGGGGACUUCAUUCCUUUCAUUGCACCUCUUGAUCUUCAAGGAUUCAUCCGUGGUGCAAGAUCCGUUCAUAAAGUAUGUGAUACGUUCUUUGAGAAGAUCCUAGAUGAACACCUUGAAUCCAACAACAAUGACACCAAAGAUUUGGUGGAUGUCAUGUUGGGCAUUAUGGGCUCUCAAACAACCGAGUAUCAAAUUGAUCCAUCCACCAUCAAAGCCAUAAUACUAGACAUGCUUCUUGGGGGAGUGGAGACACCAGCCACCACCAUUGAAUGGGCACUAGCUGAGCUCAUUAGACAUCCACAAACAAUGAAGAAAGUGCAAGAUGAAUUACAAAAAAUUGUGGGUUUGAAUAGAAUGGUGCAAGAAGCAGAUUUGGAUCACUUGGAAUACUUAGAUAUGGUAGUUAAAGAGACUUUUAGGUUACAUCCUCCAAGUCCAUUACCCAUUCCACGUGAGUCUGUCGAAGAUUCGGUAGUUAAGGACUUCUACAUUCCUAAAAAGUCGCGUAUAAUAAUAAAUGUAUGGGCGAUUGGACGAGAUCCAAGUGUUUGGAUUGAUGCAGAAAAAUUCUUUCCGGAAAGAUUUAUUGGCAAUCAGGUGGACGUGAAAGGAAGAGAUUUUCAACUACUUCCAUUUGGAUCUGGUAGAAGAGGUUGUCCUGGAAUACAAAUGGGUUUAGUCACGGUUCAUUUAGUAUUGGCUCAGCUUGUGCAUUGUUUUGAUUGGAAGCUUCUAAAUAGUAUGGUGCCAGAUAAAUUAGAUAUGACAGAAAAAUUUGGUUUAAGUUGUCCUUUAGCUCACAAUAUCAUGGCUACUCCUACGUACCGUUUGCAAGACUAAUGAAAUUGGUCGGUGAUAAUCUUACCCGAAGAGCUAAGGAGGUUAUAGGAUAUUAUGGGAUUUGUCAUUUGAGAAAUGU
Cucurbita moschata (crookneck pumpkin) is the source of this 1626-nucleotide messenger RNA. RefSeq names its product cytochrome P450 CYP736A12-like. The record is from RefSeq and is a predicted model, not a curated record. Bases 63 to 1547 code for a protein of 494 amino acids. The transcript is spliced from 2 exons. Gene Ontology annotation, molecular function: monooxygenase activity; oxidoreductase activity, acting on paired donors, with incorporation or reduction of molecular oxygen; iron ion binding. NCBI's taxonomy places the organism in Eukaryota, Viridiplantae, Streptophyta, Magnoliopsida, Cucurbitales, Cucurbitaceae.